AGGAGAAUAAAGGGUGACUACUCCAAGAUUUAUUCCAGUGAGGGAUUAAUUACCUCUAAUUACAAAAAAAAGCGGAGGCUCUAGAUCCGCUCCGCUGCCCCCCCAUCGCAUCUCUUUCGCUCUGUUUUUAUUUAAAAAUCUUCACUUUUUUUCUUUUUUAAUUUUUUUUUUCUCAUUUCCUGGGAUUUUCUCCUCCGUCUGUCACCGCCCGCUCCGCCGUACAGCCACCCUAUUUCCAGCUGUACUGCCGCUGUUGCAUUUAUAACCGCCUCAGUUUCCAUGUACCUCCAUCUCUCGUACGCGUAAACACACCGCAAUUGUUGUGUGGCAUUCUGAAUGAGUGGAGGAACACACACAAUUGUGAGACAUUCGUCUUUUGAAUGAGUGGAGUUUACGCGAUCAGUUUAUGCGGACGGAAUUCGAGUGAAAUUUCGUGUAUGCAAGAGAGAUCCAGGACGUUCUGGAGGCUUUGGAUCCCCGGUGAAACGCGUAACUCGAUGCCGGUUGGGUUCGCGGUGGUUCGGGUGUGUGAGGGUGCUUGAUUUCGUGUUGUAUUUGAUUGAUCCAAGUCGAGGAAUGUAUCUGUUAUCGUAAAGUGUAGACUUUUUGUUUGCUCGGUGUGUUAUUGUCCGCCUCCGUGAAUUAAGAUAUUGUUCCAGUAAAUAUGCAAUCGUGAUACUUGGAUGAUUCUGGAUCUGUUUACUUAGAGAGUUAUAGGAUGAAGGGAGGCGCUCAAGGAAUGAAGAUUUCACAGGUUUCCCUUGUCCUCAUUGGGUUAGUGUGUCUGACCGUGCUUGCAUUGGCAUGGACAAAGACCACAUUUCUCACCUCUUUCAGCCCAACUCAGAGUCGUGUCCUGCAACUGGAUCUAGAAGAAGGUCCGAAAGAAAUUUUGGAGGGAAAGAAUAAUUCAGUACAAACAGGGAUAAAACAAGUUGAAUCACUCAGUUCUUCAGGGACAGAGGUAGCAGUUGAGAUGGGAAAUACUGAAAAUGUGGCAAUUACCGACAAGGGAGAAAAUCCUGCUAGUGUUCCAGACAAACUUCUGGGAGGAAAAAGUAAAUCAAAACAAGCAGAGAUUGCACUAGAGAACUCAUUAACUGUAGAUUCUUCCGCUGUAAAAGAACAAACAAGAAACUUGUCAGCUAAUACUGGAAAGAAAGAAAGUCUACCUACUGUUCUAGAAAGAACGGGAUCAGAAGAUUCUGGAGUAAAGGAUAAAUCAAAACAAGGAGAGACCACACGACAGAAACCUUUAGCUGUGGAGCCAUCUGUCAAGAGAGAGCAAACACGAAACUCGUCAGCUACCAGCGGAGAGAAAGAUUGUAAUUAUGCCCAAGGUAAAUGGGUCUUUGAUGAUAACUGGCCGUUAUAUUCUGGCUAUGGUUGUAAGCAAUGGUUGUCACCGAUGUGGGCUUGUCGCCUGACGCAGCGGACAGAUUUUGAAUAUGAAAGAUUACGUUGGCAACCCAGAGAUUGUAAAAUGGAACACUUCACUGGUCGCAAGUUCCUACAGAGAAUGAGGCACAAAACUCUGGCUUUUGUUGGGGAUUCACUGGGUAGACAGCAGUUCCAAUCUCUCAUGUGCAUGGUGACAGGUGGGGAAGAAAGACCUGAAGUUCAAGAUGUAGGGUAUCAAUAUGGUCUUGUUAAAGCCCGUGGUGCUGUAAGGCCCGAUGGAUGGGCUUACCGGUUCCCUCGUUUUAAUGCCACCAUCCUCUACUAUUGGUCAGCAAGUCUUUGUGAUUUGGAGCCUAUUAAUGCAUCUAACCCGCACACUGAUAUUGCCAUGCACCUGGAUCGUCCCCCAGCAUUUCUACGCCGGUUUCUUCAUGGAUUUGAUGUUCUCGUUCUGAACACAGGACACCAUUGGAAUAGAGGAAAACUUAAUGCCAAUCGGUGGGUCAUGUAUGUCGGGGGUGUCCCCAAUAAAAAUAGGAAGAUUGCAGAAAUUGGAGGAGCAAAAAAUCUUACGGUUCAUAGCAUCGUAAAAUGGGUGGAUUCACAACUCCCAUUAUAUCCACAUCUACAAGCAUUUUUGCGCACUAUGUCACCCAGGCAUUUCUUCAAUGGGGACUGGAACACUGGAGGCACUUGUGACAACACUACUCCACUCUCUGGUGGGAAGGAAGUAGUACAAGAAAAAUCUAGUGAUCCUGUUACUGCAUCAGCAGUGACAGGAACUGGUGUAAAACUUCUCGAUAUAACUGCUCUCUCUCAGUUGAGAGACGAGGCCCAUAUAUCCCGUUACAGCAUUAGAGCCACACCUGGAAUGCAGGAUUGCUUGCAUUGGUGCUUACCUGGUCUUCCUGAUACAUGGAAUGAAAUUUUAUUCGCACAAAUCUCCAGCCCAACAAAAUCAUGAGACGAGCAAUAUUACUUGGUUCUACAUCCAUCAACAGGAGCUACAAACGCUUCCCAAAAUGAGAACAUUAUGUGGUACAGCAGAUGUAAGCAUUGAGAUUGCGACCGACAUUAAUCAACCUGAGGAGCAAGUUUUGAUUGAUACAUAUAGAAUAAUUUGUUCUGCCUUUCUCCAUAACCUUUCCUUUUUGAGGUAGUUCAUAUUUGUGUGUUGUCCUGUUAGGUUAUUUAUAAUUAUUUCCUUUGACACAGCUUCAGGUCUCACUUAAUACACCAUGUUAUCCCACAGUCAGAUGGGAGAAUACGGCAUGUACGGAUCGAUGAUGCAAAAUUAUUAGGUUAUUUAGCAAGUUGGUUGUCUUUUCCGCUAAUCUUGUUUGUCGAUGUGUAGCAUAUAUUUAUAUAGCAAAGAAAAUACAGAAUAAGCGUUGCUG
This is a messenger RNA of Sesamum indicum (sesame), 2798 nucleotides long. RefSeq names its product protein trichome birefringence-like 14. Gene Ontology annotation, molecular function: O-acetyltransferase activity. NCBI's taxonomy places the organism in Eukaryota, Viridiplantae, Streptophyta, Magnoliopsida, Lamiales, Pedaliaceae. The record is from RefSeq and is a predicted model, not a curated record. Gene Ontology annotation, cellular component: Golgi apparatus.